CCUCCAAUAGGUUUCCUUUUUCCUGUAUGUGGCAUAGUGGUUAAUGGAACAAAAUUAACUAAAAAUAAAUCCCAGUCAUGGUUCGUAUGAAUGUAUUAAGUGAUGCUUUAAAAUCAAUUAAUAAUGCCGAAAAACGAGGCAAACGACAAGUGCUCAUUAGGCCUUGUUCGAAAGUAAUUAUUAAGUUUUUAACAGUAAUGAUGAAGCAUGGAUAUAUUGGUGAAUUCGAAAUAGUUGAUGAUCACAGAUCUGGUAAGAUUGUUGUAAAUCUCACAGGUCGAUUAAACAAAUGUGGUGUUAUUUCACCGAGAUUUGACGUACAAAUUAACGAUAUCGAAAAAUGGACAAAUAAUUUGUUACCAUCUCGACAAUUCGGUUACGUCGUAAUUACAACCAGUGGAGGUAUAAUGGAUCACGAGGAAGCCAGACGGAAACAUUUGGGAGGAAAAAUUUUAGGAUUUUUCUUCUAGUUUGUAAUUAUUAUGUUUCGCUAAUAAAAUAAUUUAAAAUCCG
Chrysoperla carnea is the source of this 513-nucleotide messenger RNA. RefSeq names its product 40S ribosomal protein S15Aa. Gene Ontology annotation, cellular component: cytosolic small ribosomal subunit; ribosome. The transcript has 3 exons. Bases 78 to 470 code for a protein of 130 amino acids. The record is from RefSeq and is a predicted model, not a curated record. Gene Ontology annotation, molecular function: structural constituent of ribosome. Gene Ontology annotation, biological process: translation. Lineage: Eukaryota; Metazoa; Arthropoda; Insecta; Neuroptera; Chrysopidae.